Erythranthe guttata (spotted monkey flower) is the source of this 755-nucleotide messenger RNA. Its product is annotated as LOB domain-containing protein 15. Lineage: Eukaryota; Viridiplantae; Streptophyta; Magnoliopsida; Lamiales; Phrymaceae. The record is from RefSeq and is a predicted model, not a curated record.
UAGUAUAUACAUAUAUGUCCAGAGAAAGGGAAGGGUAUGAAGAGAUCGGGAAGAAGUUGAAGAAAGAGAUCGAUGGUGGUAAUAAUAGUUCGAUGGGAAUAAGGAGAAAUAUGGUAAUGGGGGGCCCACACCCACCGGGCGGGGCGGGGACGACAUUAAACACAAUAACACCAUGUGCUGCGUGUAAGCUGUUGAGAAGAAGAUGUGCAGAGGAAUGCCCUUUCUCUCCUUACUUCUCACCACAUGAGCCUCAUAAAUUUGCUGCUGUUCACAAAGUCUUUGGUGCUAGCAAUGUUUCCAAGAUGCUGCUGGAGGUGCCUGAUCUCCAAAGAGCCGACGCAGCAAACAGUUUAGUUUACGAAGCCAACGUACGGCUCAGAGAUCCCGUUUACGGCUGCAUGGGCGCCAUUUCGGCUCUUCAACAACAAAUUCAAACCCUACAAUCUGAACUUAAUGCAGUUAGGGCUGAAAUACUCAGAUACAAAUAUCGAGAAGCUGCGAAUACUAUCAUUGCUUCCACUAACGCCGCCUUGGGCGCCGUCUCCGUGGCUGAGCUGCCGCAAGCGCCGCUCACCCCAACACCUUCUCCGCCCGGUCCAGCCUCGGCACCACCGCCUCGGCAGCAACCGCCGCCACCGCCGCCUUCUAUCAUCGUUUCGUCCACUUCUUCAACCCCUUCGUCUCUGUUUGCGUCCCCUUCUAGAACGGCUAGCUACAACAGCAUUUCCAAUAAUCACAUAUCAUAUUUCGACUAA